This is a messenger RNA of Musa acuminata AAA Group (dessert banana), 1730 nucleotides long. RefSeq names its product putative serine/threonine-protein kinase. NCBI's taxonomy places the organism in Eukaryota, Viridiplantae, Streptophyta, Magnoliopsida, Zingiberales, Musaceae. The record is from RefSeq and is a predicted model, not a curated record. Gene Ontology annotation, biological process: protein phosphorylation. Bases 364 to 1500 code for a protein of 378 amino acids. Gene Ontology annotation, molecular function: protein serine/threonine kinase activity; ATP binding. The transcript is spliced from 8 exons.
GAACAGAAGUGAGAGAGGUCAUGGGCUCCGGAAGAAUCCAGAUUUUACUUUGAAUCGUUCCUCUUUGACGGCUUCAGUGCGUUAGGGUUGGAAGAAUUGGUGGCGCGGUAGUUUAAAGCAAUCGUCGGUUGCCUGAUCCUUUCUGUCAUCGCAGAAGUUUCGGUCUGAGCUCUAUGACUAGUCCGAUUCGCCAAGAAAUUGAGGGUCAACAAUCACCAUACUGUUGCUGAUUGAAAAAAGAAAUCAUAUCCUAUAUUUCGUGCAGAAGGAUUUAUGGAGGAUUAAGUGGGUCCCUUGGGCUGAAGCCAAGGUUGGGCAGCAUAUGCAGUUUUUCGACAGUUGUGGUUCAUAAAAUAGGUGAAAAUGAACUGCUCCUGUUUUGGUGCUAUAUUCUCUCGGAAAAAACAACUUACCUAUUCUGAACAGAAUCUAGAGGGGUUUUCAUCGGAAAAGAAUAUAAAGCUUUUUUCUUACAUCGAGCUUAAGUCAGCAACAGACAACUUUCAUCCAAGCAACAAGAUAGGUCGGGGUGGUUUUGGAACAGUAUACAAGGGAACUCUUAGGAAUGGAGCACUUGUUGCAAUAAAGGUACUUUCUGCAGAAUCACGACAAGGAAUUAAGGAAUUUUUGACUGAGAUUGAUGUCAUAACAAAUGUUAAGCAUCCCAACCUUGUUGAGCUAAUUGGUAGCUGUGUUGAAGGCGGCAAUCGCAUUUUGGUUUAUGAAUACUUGGAAAGCAGUAGUAUUGAUCGUGCAUUACUAGGUAGGAACAGCGAUGCAACUAAGCUAAAUUGGUACAUCAGAUCUUCAAUUUGCCUGGGCAUCGCCAGGGGUCUCAAAUAUCUACAUGAGGAGCUUGAACCACCAAUUGUACACAGAGACAUCAAAACUAGCAAUAUUCUCCUUGACAGGAAUUUUGUCCCUAAAAUUGGAGAUUUUGGUGUGGCUAAGCUUUUUCCUGACAACAUUACUCAUAUCAGCACACGCGUAGCCGGAACAACUGGUUAUUUGGCUCCUGAGUAUGCUAUGAAAGGCAAGUUAACUAAGAAGGCUGACAUAUAUAGCUUUGGGAUCCUCGUUCUUGAAAUAAUUAGUGGCAGAAGUAAUUCGAAGUCAUGGUCAGAAAUUGGAAAACCUCUCUUGGAAUGGACAUGGAACCUUUUCGAGGAAGGGAGACUUGCAGAGGUUGUAGAUCCAGCUCUGAAGGAGUAUCCACAAGAUCAGGUGAUACGGUACAUCAAAGUAGCCCUCUUCUGCACACAAGCUGUGGCCGGACGGAGGCCCUCCAUGCUCCAAGUUGUAGACAUGUUAUCGAAGCCUGUACAACUCAACGAUGAGGAAAUUAGUUCGCCUGGUUACAUGGAAGACCGUGGAAAAAUUAGCAGGGGUCUGAGAGUAACAAACACCACGUACCCUCGGUCGAAGGAUUCAACAAGCAGUGAUACGACCACCCCAUUCACCUCCGGCCAUGUCACAUUCACCGAAAUGCACCCAAGGUGAGCUUUGCUGAAGCAACGAGUGAGCCAGAUUCUUUUUGCACAUACCAAUAGGUUGAGUCCCUGAAUGUGAUUCUUCUAAUGGACUUUGCGCCCCCUUAUAUUCACAUUGCAUAUAUAUAUAUAUAUAUAUAUAGUUGAGUUUGCAUGGGUGUGAGAUGUGUACGUAAAAUCUUUAAUGUAUUAUUAUUCACACAGCAAAAGCCCACCGCCCCUUCAAAAGGCAUUUCUGCA